Molecule: messenger RNA, 5401 nt
Organism: Elaeis guineensis (African oil palm)
Lineage: Eukaryota; Viridiplantae; Streptophyta; Magnoliopsida; Arecales; Arecaceae
Source: RefSeq, a predicted model, not a curated record
UUUUCCUUCGACGGUUCUUAACCCUUGUAAGCUCUCUUCCAAAGAUCGCCACACUGAAACUCUAGCCCUAGGUAAUUCCGAAGAGGCGAUCGAAUCCGUUUUUCCCCAUCUUAUCUUCGAUCUGAAUCCGUCGCGGCGCCCGAUCGGGGCCCCUGUCGUCGUUGCUCGAAUCUCCCCGGGUUUUCCCUCUUCCUUGUCGGCGAGAUAGGGUUUCAAGAAUCUGGGAAAUCUAGGGUUUUCGGGCAUGAGAUUGGAUGGAUGAAGGAUGCCGGAGCUCCGUAGUGGAGUGCGGAGGGGCCGAGCGCAGGCGAAUCCGAUAGUCCAGGCCGAGAGACCUACCGCCGCGAGGAGGAGGAGGGUGGCGAGGAACAAGGCGCUGCCGGUGGACAAGAACCUGGUGAACACGUCCGCUGAGCCAAGGGAGGAGAUCAGGCUUCUGGAGGGUGGGGACGAGGUCGGAGGUUUGGUUGGGGAGGAGAUUAAGGAAAGGUUCGGCGAGAGGAAGAUGGAUGACCAUGAUAGCGGGGCGAAGAGCGCUGAUAAGCUCCCCGGUGGGGAGGACGAGGGCAGCACGGCGCCUCUUCCCGAAAAGGUCCAGAUCGGGAAUUCUCCUGUGUAUAAAAUUGAGAGGAAGCUAGGAAAAGGAGGAUUUGGUCAAGUGUAUGUCGGUCGCCGUAUUUCAGCUACUAAUGCAAAUGAUAGGAUUACUGGUACCAGUGCUGUUGAGGUGGCAUUAAAGUUUGAGCAUAGAAGCAGUAAAGGAUGUAACUAUGGACCCCCUUACGAAUGGCAAGUUUACAACACUCUUGGUGGCAUUCAUGGUGUGCCACGUGUCCAUUACAAGGGUCGCCAAGGAGACUAUUAUGUCAUGAUUAUGGAUAUGUUGGGCCCAAGUCUAUGGGAUGUUUGGAAUAAUAAGUCGCACACAAUGUCCAUUGAAAUGGUUGCAUGUAUUGCUAUCGAGGCAAUCUCCAUACUGGAAAAGAUACAUUCCAAAGGGUAUGUGCAUGGGGAUGUGAAGCCCGAAAACUUCUUACUUGGGCCUCCUGGGACUCCUGAAGAGAAAAAACUGUUUCUUGUUGAUCUUGGCUUAGCCACUAGGUGGAAGGACCACUCUACAGGUAUCCAUGUUGAGUAUGACCAACGUCCAGAUGUUUUCAGGGGAACAGUGCGCUAUGCUAGUGCUCAUGCUCACCUAGGAAGAACAGCAAGCAGGAGAGAUGAUUUAGAAUCCCUUGCUUAUACACUAAUAUUUCUUCUCCGUGGCCGUCUACCAUGGCAAGGAUACCAGGGAGAGAACAAAGGUUUCCUGGUCUGCAAAAAGAAGAUGGCUACAUCUCCAGAUUCUUUAUGUUGCUUUUGCCCACAGCCCUUCAGACAGUUUGUUGAGUAUGUCGUCAACUUAAAGUUUGAUGAAGAACCUAAUUAUGCAAAGUGUAUUUCUCUCUUUGAUGGCAUAGUAGGUCCGAAUCCAGAUAUCAGGCCAAUUAACACUGAUGGCGCUCAAAAGCUUAUAUACCAGGUUGGCCAAAAGAGAGGUCGGCUGAUGUUGGAAGAAGAGGAUGAUGAGCAGCCAAAGAAGAAGGUUAGAAUGGGGAUGCCUGCAACACAAUGGAUUAGUGUUUAUAAUGCUCGGCGACCCAUGAAGCAGAGGUAUCACUACAAUGUUGCAGAUGGGAGGCUUGCACAACAUAUUGAGAAAGGAAAUGAAGAUGGUUUAUUUAUCAGUUGCGUUGCAUCUUGUACAAAUCUUUGGGCCCUGAUAAUGGAUGCAGGCACAGGUUUUACUGCUCAAGUGUAUGAACUGUCACCAAAUUUUCUUCACAAAGAAUGGAUAAUGGAACAAUGGGAGAAAAACUAUUACAUUAGUGCAUUAGCAGGAGCAAACAAUGGUAGCUCCUUGGUGGUAAUGUCUAAAGGUACACAGUAUGCACAACAAUCAUACAAAGUUAGUGAUUCAUUUCCUUUCAAGUGGAUAAACAAAAAAUGGAGAGAGGGUUUUUAUGUCACUUCCAUGGCAACUGCUGGGAGUAGAUGGGCAGUUGUCAUGUCCCGUAAUGCUGGCUUUUCAGAUCAGGUGGUUGAGCUUGACUUCUUAUACCCCAGUGAAGGUAUUCACCGGAGAUGGGAUAGUGGCUAUCGUAUAACUGCAACUGCUGCAACAUGGGACCAGGCUGCAUUUGUGCUGAGUGUGCCUAAGAGGAGGCCUGCAGAUGAAACACAAGAGACACUUAGAACUUCUGCUUUUCCUAGUCAGCAUGUCAAGGAUAAGUGGGCAAAAAAUCUUUAUAUCGCAUCAGUUUGUUAUGGCCGCACUGUUUCCUAACAUUCCCUGUUCUCUUUUGGGAUGAUGAAGGCUCAAUCCACUCAUGUUACAACCCCCCAUCCUGUUGAGUUGGACACCCUAAGAGCUUAAACUUUUGGAAAGGCAACUAUCCUAUAUUUUAAUGUGCAAAUUUGAACAUUACCAUCUCUGCUGUCAGCUAAAGCUAACAAUGGUGCAGUCUCACUGUCAAGUGUUGAAGAUGCCCUCACUUGUGCUAUCAAAUUUAAAUUGGAUGGUGGGCAUCCUUUAUUAUUGUUAAAUUUGUAUAGUGAAUGAACGUUUACUUGUUUAGUUACAACUCUCUUAUAUUAUUAGGAAGUAAUGUUACUUUUAUAUGACCAUGCAUUUAACCCAUGGCAUUGGUAAUCUUUUUUCUUUUCUUGUUCUGGGACUUCUAUCUAAUUUUUGGCUGACUCAAGUAUUGGGCAAAUUCCACAAGUAGUGAUUUUUUGCCUCCCAUAUCUUAAGAAUUAAUGUUUACAUCUUAAUUUGCUCAGUAUUUAUAAUGGUGUAUUUUUCCAUGUGCCUGUAAAUGUACUCAGAAUAUAACAAAGCCGACAAUUAUGAGGCAACAACAGGUAAGAGUGAACAUGUCAUUUUUUUCAUGGUGACGGCUCUCAUGAAUCACUUACAUCUACACAUGUUAUAACAAUAUCUUGGUGUCUGUGCACUUUUUAUCUCAUCAUCUGUGAAAUUCUUGUGAAAAACAUGUUUCUGCACAGAUUUUCAAAUUUCUGCCUUACCACAAUAAUCCAAUAGCUGCUUGAUUAGUUUCUUGUCCUCCACUUAUGAUCAUAGGUUAACUAAUGAUUUUACUUAUGCAUGGAAAUUUCCUUGUAGAUGGUAUCUUUGAUCAGGAAAAUGUACUCUAGACUGAUGUAUCUGCCCUUCAAAUGUAAAAUUAACAGGUUAUCGUCCCUGUUUUGUUGCAUCUUUCUUUUCUGGAUUUUAUUUUGUGCUAAUCUACUCGGUUUUAGAUGUUUAUCAAUUCUCAGCAGGUUCAAGUGAUUUCUUUUUGUACGGAUACUGCAAUCUUAAUUGUUGAGUUCCUAGAUGCUGAACAAAGUGAUUCUUUUUGUAUGGAUACUUCAACCUUAAUUAUCGAGUUCAUAGUGGAAAAGCUGUUUGAAUAUGGUGAACAGUGGCAUUUGUCAUUUUCUCGAUUCACUCUUGUAAAGGUAGUAGAUUUGGAAGUGGUGGAGGAAGCACUAAAAGAGUUACUUGCAUAUUGUGAUGGUCAUCUAUUAUAUCUAUUAUAUAUAAACUAAAAUGGAGGCUCGGCUUGUGCUAAGCUCUCCAAUCGCCAAACAGUAACCCAUAUUAAUGAUGUUAUUGCAGUUUUUUAUUUUGGAUAUCGGUAAGGCUCUUAUUCAAUAGUGUUCUUUAUUGUGAACUGUAUUGAUAAUUUUUUAUUAAUAUGAUUUUUUUAUUUUAGAUAAUAUGUUGGGUUCUUAUUUAAUGUUGUUUUUAUUUUGGAUAGUCUAUUAUAAAAAUCUGAAAUGACUAUGUUUAUUCAUCAAACUUCAUACUCUUGUAGGGAACUAAUCAUAUUCAUCAAAAUUUUGUUGCUCUUAAUAAGUUUAUAAAUACCUUUCCUCUUGAUGAAUAAAAUUUUUAUUUUUGAUGAAUGAUUCUCUUAUUAGCACAUUAUUUGGUGUUAUAAUAGUUGGUUUGAUGUCAAUAACAACCAUUAUUUUCAUUGGUAUAAUUUUUAACUUUUUUUUUUAAGUUCAAUUUUUUGUAUCAAUUUUCCACUCAAGGAAAUUGUAUAGUUCGAGAAAUAAUAUUUUUAUGCUAUAUUGUAUUUGAAGAAAUGUUGGAAAAAGGGGGCCAAAAACUUUGCCAUGCUCGUUGCGCAGGUUGUAUACUAGUUUAAUAUAAAAAUCCAAUACGCAACACAUAUUGUGAUGGUAUGCUUUGAAGUUUGGGUAUGCAAUGCAUAUUGUGAUGGUACGCUUUGAAGUUUGGCUUCAUUGCCAACGAGGAUAUUUAACUAGUAACCAAAAAUUCAAAUCAAUAAGAAUCCAUAAACUUGUUUAUUUAACUAACAAAAAUUCUUGAGAAUUAACACUGAUGGAAGUUCAAGUAUUAUGGCGCCUAAAUUUUGGUUGGUAAUGACUGUUCUUGGUGGGAGGAUAAUGUUUAUAUACAUGGUUGCUACCCAGGAGCAUAAUUCUGAACUGAUUGUGUAGUAGCAUAUUUCUUUUCGCAGGUUUAUGCAUAUAUUAUAUUAUAAUAUUAGUUCAUCUGGUGGCAUCCAAAUUUGACUCUGUUCUUACUUACAGGAUACUUCAAUCUGCCAAUGGAGAAGCACAUAUUGCUGCAACUGUUUCAGUGCUUCUGUCAAUCAGGUUGUGUUGGUUUCUCCACUAGCUGCAAAUCACAAAAACACGAAUCUCGUCCAGGUUAAAAUUCCUGGCAUUUCUGCAGGUUCUACAUUUUUUUGUGCUGAUUUUGACAUUUUCUCGAAGCAUCAGGCGAGCAUUUAUAGUUUACUGUUUUGUGAUUUCCAAUCACAUGGCUUGCUUGAAGGUAAUGUGUGUAUCACAGACUCCUGUUUUGGGGGCAAUGUUCGAGCUGCGAAAGCUUGGAAAAGAUCGCCAACAUGGGAGUAAAAGCCUGGUGCAUUGAGAACCAGUAAAAUGUCUAUGGAAGGUUCUUGUGGAGAUGGUCCGUUUUAUGAGGACUGAUGGUCCGUUGCAAGGGAUGAUCACACGACCAUCUGCUGCAGAAUGGCGCCCUAGUGACCUGUGGGACGGGGGUGCCAUGUUAUGUCACAGAAGGAUAUCAACAUGUUUUAGAUCAACUAGUGCAUAUAUGUGGUUUUCGUCUGACUGGGCGAAGCCCACGUUCUCAAAAAACGGACGUGUGAUUUCCUGUGGGAGAAUAUUAUCUUUUGAUGGUUGGCAGCGUUGCGCAUCUGAAGCCCAUGGUUCUCAAUCGGCAGGACUUGGAACGGAUGUGUAGGUUUCCUGGGGAACAUGACAAAUUUGUAGCAAGCUUUCUUGCGUCAUCUGAGGUCAUGGCAAUCGCAGGUCAGCUACCGGGGAACGGUAGUGAUUACGUCUUUCUCCA